AUGUGCACUCUGAUCUGGCUCAUACAAAUCCUCUCUUUACUCCUGCCCUACAAGCCAUUCACACAGGUCUCAGCCCAUCUAGGCACAAACCAUUCCAAAGUAAUGCUGUUUCAUGACGUGUGGCUUCGAAGUAUGUGUCAGUCUCUGGAGAAGAUGGUGGAGGUGGAAAAGGAGUAUCCAGGCAGUGUGGAGCACAUUUUCAGUCCUGGCUGUGUGCCCCUCCAUCGCUGCUCUGGUUGUUGUAAUGAUGAGAAACUAAAGUGCUCCCCCAUCCUGACCCACAAUGUCACAAUGCAGCUGGUGAGAAUAACCCCAGUACACAGAACCAAGCAGUAUGUGCAGCUUUCUUUUUUAGAACAUCAACGCUGUGAAUGCAGGUGCAAGGAUCACUUUAGCUUUCUUGGACAGAUGCAAGCAGAUUCAUCAGAGAUGAAAAAGAUGAAGACGCUCAAAUACCUCCAGGAAAAGACCUGGCUGUCCACUAGCUGUCUGGGAAGUGUUGAAUAA
This is a messenger RNA of Trichomycterus rosablanca, 507 nucleotides long. RefSeq names its product placental growth factor a (gene pgfa). NCBI's taxonomy places the organism in Eukaryota, Metazoa, Chordata, Actinopteri, Siluriformes, Trichomycteridae. The record is from RefSeq and is a predicted model, not a curated record. Gene Ontology annotation, cellular component: membrane. The coding region runs from base 1 to 507 and encodes 168 amino acids. Gene Ontology annotation, molecular function: chemoattractant activity; vascular endothelial growth factor receptor binding; growth factor activity. Gene Ontology annotation, biological process: positive regulation of angiogenesis; positive regulation of protein phosphorylation; vascular endothelial growth factor signaling pathway. The transcript is spliced from 6 exons.